Messenger RNA from Punica granatum (pomegranate), 1968 nucleotides. NCBI's taxonomy places the organism in Eukaryota, Viridiplantae, Streptophyta, Magnoliopsida, Myrtales, Lythraceae. The record is from RefSeq and is a predicted model, not a curated record.
AUUUUCUAUUUCUCCUUCUAUUUCGGGAUCCGUAUUCGCUUCUUCUACUCAGGUGUGCCCUAACCCCUCUUGAAACGUCAACUGACUCCCGCCGCUCGCUAUCACCCGCGCUGGCGGAUCGUCCGUCUCACCUCCGACUAUUCUGCCGUGAACACCGUCCCCGAGUCUCUCUCUCUUCUUGACGUCACCGACCGCCGGCCGGCCCUGAAGCUCCACGAUCAAGCUAACAUGGCUUUGGAGGAGAAGUGGUGCUUAUAAUUUGGACACUUUUUGCUCAUUAGCUGGACCUUUUUAGGAGGAGAGCUGAUGGUUCUGAUAAACGUGCCUCUCUUAUGGAAGAAGAGAAGCUGAAUCUAAUGUCGUCUUGGAUAAUUUUGGUGUAGCAUGUUAGACGUUUGUGGAUGAUAGGGACGGUUAAGAUAGGUGGUCAACUUUAGAUAUUGUGUUUUAAUUCUUUGGAUCUUCAAGUAGACUUUAAAACUUGAAGGCAUCGCUAGGGAUUUAUAAUUUUUGAUAAUUGAAAGCCAUUUCUUCUGGAAAAAAAAGGGGAAGAGAGAGAUGACAGAGACAAAAGAAUCAGUUUGUGGGCAAGUUCCUAACGUCCUUGCUUCCUUUGUGGACACAUUUGUCGACUACUCCGUGAGUGGUCUCUUCUUGCCCCCUUUGACUGCUAGCCCUAACUCACCAUCAUCAACCUCAUCGUUGCAAACACAUCAUCCUGUUCCCGACCGUCUGAUUGCUAUUGGUGAUCUACAUGGGGACCUUCAAAAGUCCCGGGAGGCCUUCACACUGGCUGGUCUUAUUGAUGGUAAUGGAAAUUGGAUUGGCGGUUCAACCACUGUCGUCCAAAUUGGUGAUGUGCUCGAUCGUGGGCCGGAGGAAUUAAAGAUUCUCUAUUUUCUUGAAAAACUAAAGCAGGAGGCGGCAAAAUCCGGGGGAAAGUUGAUCACAAUGAACGGAAACCAUGAGAUUAUGAAUGUGGAAGGUGAUUUUAGGUUUGUAACUAAGAAGGGGUUAGAAGAAUUUAGGAAUUGGGCGGACUGGUUUACCAUUGGGAAUCAGAUGAAGGGCCUGUGUAAAGAACUAGAGAAGCCAAAGGAUCCAUUCAGUGGAAUUCCUGCAGUUUUUCCUGGUAUUAAGGAGGAAUUUGUAGAUGGUUUUAGGGCUAGAAUUGCUGCUUUGAAGCCCAAUGGUCCUAUAGCUAGUCGAUUCUUAUCGCCGAAUCUGACUGUGUUGGUUGUUGGUGAAUCGGUGUUUGUCCAUGGGGGCCUUUUGGCUGAACAUGUGAAUUAUGGUUUGGAGAGGAUUAAUGAAGAAGUGAGGGAUUGGAUUAAUGGGCUCAAGGGGAGAUUUUCUCCGAGCUAUGUUAGGGGUAGAAAUUCUUUAGUUUGGUUGAGAAAGUUCUCGGAUGAGGUUGCAAAGAACUGUGAUUGUUCUGCUCUUGAACAUACUUUAGCAACAAUUCCGGGGGCAAAAAGAAUGAUAAUGGGGCACACUAUUCAGGAAGCUGGAAUUAACGGCGCCUGCAAUAAUAGGGCCAUAAGGAUUGAUGUUGGGAUGUCCAAAGGAUGUACUAACGGGUUGCCUGAGGUGUUGGAGAUCACCAAAAACUCUGAGGUUCGGGUCUUAACCUCUAAUUCCUUGUACCAGAAGAAGCAGAAACCUUACCUGGAUGCUCAUAGAAAGGACGGUCUUGGUUUGUUGGUUCCUGAACAGGGUCCGAAACAAGUGGAAGUGAGGGCCUAAAAGUCAAAAAGCGCAAAGAUGAGUGGGUUUAACAGUCUUGCUCCCAAGACAAAGAACCUGAUCGUGGCUGGGGGCUUGACGGGGUUUGUGUUUGGGGUCUAUUUCUAUACAAUGAGAGCUGUUGGCGGUACCGAUGAACUUCAGGUCGCUAUUGAUAAGUUUGAAGGCCAAAGAAGGAAGCAAGAGGCUGAGGAAGCUCUACCUUCAAAGGCUUGAUGCACG